AUGGUCGCCCUCAAACUAGCCUCCGCCGCUCUCAUUGCCCUCCGAGCAUUCACCGUCCUCGCCCAGGACGAGCUGCCCGUGGAAGAGGUCCGCGACUACGCCGACGAACUGGUGGCAGAAGAAACCGUAGGCUCCACGCCCAAUAUCGCCGUCACCAUCAGCACCUCCUUCCCCGACGCCGAGAUCUUCGGCGUCAAACUGGUCAAUGGCCGUUCCACACGUGCCGUCCUCGACGUCACCAACAAUGAGCCGACUUCCAUCCAUCUUCUGCUCGUUGGAGGCUCGCUGACGACUCCCAACGAUACUCCUGGCGCUCCGGACCCGCCAGUGGUGCUACGCAACCUCACGGCGCAGAAGUAUGGCGUUCAGAUCCCGGGUGGGGAGAGCGAGACGCUUACGUAUGCAUUCGCGACGGAGAUGCAUCCGCAGGAUUUGCGGUUGAGUCUUGCAGCCGUGCUGCAGAACAGCGCGGGAGAGGUAUUCACCAAGAUUGUCUACAACGAGACUGUGAGCGUAGUAGAGGCACCACUGUCAUUCUUCGACCCGCAAAUCAUCUUCCUCUACCUUUUCCUCCUCGCCGCCUUCGGCGGAGUCUGCUACUUCAUCUACACCACCUGGAUCACCACGCUCUUCCCACAGAAGCGGCGCGGCGGCAAGGGCGGCGAGCGCGCGAAGAAGUCAAGUGGAGGGAGUAAAAAGGUCGAUCCGGCCGACCAGGCAAGUGUAAUUGGCGCUGAUGGGCCGGCGGUCACGAGUGGGGCGCAGACAAAGGCGUAUGAUGAGAGUUGGAUACCGGCGAGCCAUCUAAACCGCCCGGAGGCGAGGAGGGUCGGCAGUGGAAGGCCGAAGAGCAGGGCUGCCUGA
Baudoinia panamericana UAMH 10762 is the source of this 864-nucleotide messenger RNA. RefSeq lists its product as uncharacterized. Gene Ontology annotation, cellular component: endoplasmic reticulum; endoplasmic reticulum membrane. Bases 1 to 864 code for a protein of 287 amino acids. NCBI's taxonomy places the organism in Eukaryota, Fungi, Ascomycota, Dothideomycetes, Mycosphaerellales, Teratosphaeriaceae. The record is from RefSeq and is a predicted model, not a curated record. The transcript is spliced from 2 exons.